Messenger RNA from Acanthochromis polyacanthus (spiny chromis), 3939 nucleotides. RefSeq names its product Mediator of RNA polymerase II transcription subunit 30-like. Gene Ontology annotation, molecular function: transcription coregulator activity. Gene Ontology annotation, biological process: positive regulation of DNA-templated transcription. Bases 225 to 794 code for a protein of 189 amino acids. Gene Ontology annotation, cellular component: mediator complex. The transcript has 6 exons. The record is from RefSeq and is a predicted model, not a curated record. NCBI's taxonomy places the organism in Eukaryota, Metazoa, Chordata, Actinopteri, Pomacentridae.
UCCAUCUGCUGGUUAGAAAUCAGCUCCUCUGUGCCAACCAGUGAUGCCAUGAAAACAAUACCGAGCUGAGCUUCCUGCCAGAAAUCAGUGAAAACGACUCAUUAUCAUGUUUCAGUUAAAAUAAUAAAUAACCAAACCUUAAUUUUUAGCAACAGCCUGAACAAACUGGAGACAUCUGGACCGCAUCCAGCCGAGGGAACGUGUGAAUUUAGGUUUGCGUCCUCAUGGCAGCUUCCUUGCCUCAGAAGCCGGGCAUGGCCGGGAUGCCGGCCCAGCAGCAGCCUCACCUGCCCCCAGGUGCCCCCUCGGCCCCGGGGCAGCAGCCGGUCCCUCCUCAGGGAGCCCUGAGAGAAAUCUCCCCGGUGUUCCUCUGCAGGAUCGGACAGGAGACGGUGCAGGACAUCGUCACCAGAACCAUGGAGAUCUUCCAGUUCACACGAGCCACGCAGCUUCCUAACGGGGUGACCCAGAGCCAGGCCAUGUACCAGGACCGCUUCGGGAAGCUGCAGGAACACCUCCGGCAGCUCGCCCUGCUCUUCAGGAAGCUCCGGCUGCUCUAUGAGCGCUGUGUGGAGAUGACGUCCGACCUGCAGGAGGGUCCCACGGAGUUGGUGCCGUACGUUGGAGAGGAGCUGCUUUCUGUCAGAGUGGAGCCCUGCAGUCCUGCUGUCAACCAGGAGAGGAAGGAGGUUCUGGAGAAGGUGCGUCAGAAGAACCAGGAGAUGAAGGUUCUGAUGGACCAGAUGAGGAACCUGCUGUGGGACGUCAACGCCAUGCUGACGCUCAGGAAGUGAGAUCCGUUAUGUUGAGAACAGAGGGACAGACGGCGGACGGACAAACCAACGCCGAUCAUCGUAUAACUCCACCGUGGUCCUUGAUGAAGCAACAAACCCACCUGGGGACUCGGCAGCUCCUUGUACUGCUUCCUUUGGGCCACUUUGAUGGGCGGCAGGUGAGUCACGGCGGAAACCAGGAAGUUCAUCAGGAUGUCCUCGCAGUUGGAGGUCCGGUCCACCAGAGUCCUCAGAGACUGGGGCAGGUAGUGGGUGAACAGGUAGUGGUAGUACCUGAGGGGCAGAUCAGGGGGUUAGACGUCUGCAUGCGGGUUAUAGUUUAGAAUGUGUUUAUGGAAAGAAGAGGAGAAAUUACUGGGAAAAUGAAAACCGAAAAGCCCUAGAGCAGGUUAGAAAGACAUGUUAUCUUAAAAAGCAAGUACGUUUUAAAAAGUUGUACCGUUUGACAGUUCCUACUUGACUGUCUUUAACUGCCAACAUGUUUAUUGCUUAAAAUUUGUAUAUCUAUAAAAAUAUUUGUGAUUUUUUUAGGUUGAUGUAUCAGAUACUUUCCAAAAUUGUGCAUUGACCCAUUUUCAGCAGUUUUUAAAAAUUUCUUUUGCAUAUUUGAAGCUAAUUGGACAAAAUCUACUGAAGAGUGGGGUCAGAAAAUGAAAAAUAUUUCCAUAUUUAUGAAACAAAAUAUAUUUUUUCUUAGUUAUAUUGGGAGAACCAUUUUGAAACCCCAAGAAUCUGUUGUACCAAUAUUUUGUAAUUGUGUUAAAGCUGGUCAUACCUGCUUAAUAAUUUUUAGUGUCAAAAUGAGUGAACAAAUUAUUCAAAAUGGGCUAAAACUACACAUGACUUGUCCAGAAUAAUCACGAGAGGAAAACCAAAGCUACUCUGUCAACAAAUAAAUGCAGCCUGGCUCAGAAACAGUGAAGAGAGGAGAUAAAGUUGUUGGGGAUCCAUUCAGCAUGGAGAAACAUCUUUCUACUGAUGAUGAGCAGAGACUUAAAACUGGACCAAAAAUCGGCCAAAAUGACCCCAAAAAAAUGUCAUAUUGACCUAAUUUUCGGUAUUUUUAGCGAGUUUAGAGACAUUUUUGGAUUUUUUUGGUACUUCAGACAGAUUUUUAGUCAAUUCGGACAAUUUUAUAUGACUUUGGACACGUUUCAAGAAAAACAGUGAGCAAAAGAAGCUGUACGAAGUAAAAUGUUUAAAGAAUAUAGAGAUACAUUUUUACAUUUUUGUAUCUUAAGUAAGAAAUUCAGCCUUAAAUUCUUAUUUCUUCUGAAUUUAUUGAGCCCAAAGUGAAGCUGUAACAGGAGCAGAAACUGCUUAGAGGGUUAAACAGCUGAUAUUUUUCCACCGAGCGCCUCUUUUACACAUUUUCUAUUUGAUUUUUAUUUACAUUCUGUUGCAGGAAUAUUUGCCACAUUUGCUGCCAGUGUUUUUUACAUCCUAUCACACUUUGUCCAAUCACAAUUUCUUCAUCCAACCAUAAAAAUAUACAUAAAUAUCUUGUUAAAAACAUGUUUUUACAUCACAGAUGCAGGAGGAAGACAGAAAGGGUGUAAAAGACAUUAAUAUCUAUAGAAACUGUAGGAGCUGAGAUGUAUGUUGAUGAUAUGUAUCUGGGACGAGUUUCACCGCCAACAGGAUUCACAUUUCUAGAGCAGAACCAGUAAAACCCACCGGUGGAAAACGUACGGAUUUAUUCUGUCAGUUUUACGUCACAGCUGCAACAGACAAACCUUAAUUAUAUUCCUUUAAAUCAUAUUCAAACUGUGCUUUGGAGCUAAAAUCAACUACAUUUAUGUGUACACAAGCAAUUAAAUCUAGGAAUCAGCUGCUUUUUCUUUGCGGAAUUAAUCAUAUUUUUAUUCAUUUUUUGGUGCAAAAACAGCAUUUAGUUCAGUCAGGUCAGUUUAUUCACACAAUAAGUGAUCUAUAAAAGUCUGAAAUGAAUCAUAAAAUACUAAAUUACAGUAAUUUUGGAUAAUUUGGGGUAACCUUAGACAGAUUUGUGUCAUGUUUAACAAUUAUUGAGUCAUUUUUGUAUAAUUUUGGUGCUCUUGGUUUUCAUUUUUAACAUUUUUGAGUAAUUUCUGACAAUUUAUGAGCAAUUCUGAGCAAUAAUUGAGUAAUUUUGGAUCUUUUUUUUGCUACAUUGGACAGUUUUGUGCCACUUUUAACAAUUAUGCAGUGAUACUGGGCGACUGUUGUGUUAUUUGGAACAAAUUCUGAUUCAUUUUUGGACAAUUUGAGGUAACCUUAGACAGAUUUGUGUCAUUUUUAACAAUUAUUGAGUCAUUUUGGAAUAAUUUUUGUAUAAUUUUGGAACGCCUGUCAUUUUGAAUAUUUGUUUUAGUAAUUUUCAGCAAUUAUUGAGUGAUUUCGGACAAUGUAUUAAUAAUUUUCAACAGUUACUGAGUAACGUGGUAACUUUUAUGCUAUAUUUGACAGCUUUUGGGUAAUUUUGAGUGAUAUUGCACAUUUUUUUGUGUCACUGUAAACAGUUAUUCAGUAAUAUUGGGCUACUUUUGAGUAAUUUUGAACAAUUUUUGAAGCAUUUUGGACAUUUUAUGACUAACUUUCAGCAAGUGUUUAGUCAGUUUCAAUAUUUUGUAUUCAAUAGUGGACAGAUUUUGUGUAAUUUAGAUUUUUGUUGUGUGAUUUUGAGAAUUCUUGAGUCAUUUUCAACUAUUAUUCAGUAAUACUGGGCGACGUUUGUGCUAUUUUGAAUAACUCUGGAGCCAUUUGGGGUAACCUUUGUCAUUGUUAACGAUUAUUGAGUCAUUUUAGAAUCAUUUUUGUCUAUUUUUUCAGACAUUUUUAUUUAAUUUUGAACACUUUUUUGGAGUAAUUUUGGGCAUUUUUCUCUUUAAGAAAAAAGAGGGAAAAAUGAAUAGAAAAAAAAAGAGGAAAAAAUCCUUCUUCAAACUAAAUCACUUUAUAAACUCUUGGGUGUUAUUUUGUUUUUAUAAUAAUUAGAGUCAGGUAAAGUUGUAUUUUAUUACAUUCUGGCAUUGUUUUAGGCUGUAAUGUUUAAACAAAUCUGAUAAAUUCACAUAAAUAACAUGAUUCGGGUUAUUUGUCGGAUUGAUUUGUUCCAUUAAAUGUGCUAAAAAGCAAAACAUUAGUAGAAGAAAAUAAAUGCUGA